Perkinsus marinus ATCC 50983 is the source of this 972-nucleotide messenger RNA. RefSeq names its product WD repeat domain containing protein. The record is from RefSeq and is a predicted model, not a curated record. The coding region runs from base 1 to 972 and encodes 323 amino acids. Lineage: Eukaryota; Perkinsozoa; Perkinsida; Perkinsidae. The transcript is spliced from 7 exons. Gene Ontology annotation, molecular function: protein binding.
AUGAGCGACGCGAAUAAUAACAUUACUAACUACUCUUUGAUUCUCCCGACUAACGGGUAUUUUUCUCCGGAAGUGUCCAAGGAUGAGAAGCCUCUCCAACGGCGGAUAUUUGGUGGUACUUCGGUGGAGGGGGAACCUUCGAUCGGCUGUGUGGAAGGAGGUCAUGGCUUUGAUGAUGUGUUCAUGACGCCACUGGGAGAGGAGGAGGAUGUCGGAAGUGGCGAGAGGAGGUACCCAAGGAUGGACCUGGACGGCACUAUCUUUGAAGAACACCUGUUGAGAAAGUUCUCGAAUAGUGUUUACAACCAAUUCCUCGAUAGCCAGGAGUUCUACAGGAUGGGCUGUGAUCCCCUGCAUCUGAUAGUUGCCAACAACGACCGAGUCCUGCGCGAUAUCGACGUUACACAAGGGGGAGCUGUCGUCUCGGAGGCCACGUACUCCUGGUCGGUGAAUCACGUCUCUGUGAACCCUCGAGACUCUCGCGUGUUGUGCGCCUCGGGAGACGACAAGGCUGUUAUAAUAUCGGACCGUCGGAAUUCGUCCAAGUUGCAGAGAGCGAUGGUGUUGAAAGGCCAUCUGGACUACGGCUUUUGUUCGACAUGGCAUCCAGACGGCAAUCUGCUGGCCACUGGGAAUCAGGACGGCACUUGUCGUGUAUGGGACGUACGCAAUCUGAAGCAGGAGCAACCACUGAAAUCGUUGGGUACGGUAUUGGGGGCGGUCAGGACCUGUCAUUUCUCUAGAGAUGGGAAGUUUCUGGCUUUUGCUGAGCCGGCUGAUUUGGUGCAUGUUGUGGACACCCAGUCGAACUUUACGUGCGAGCAGGUGGUUGACAUAUUUGGCAACGUAGCGGGUUUGGGCUUCAGCCCGGACUCGAGCAGAUUGUUCAUCUCCGUCAGCGAUUCCCUUUUCGGGUGUUUGAUGCAGUUGAAUCGAGAUGUGGUGACGAGCCCUGAAAGCCUGAGUUUUUGA